UAUUCCGCGACGAAUACGACGAGAAUAAAUUCGUGGACGAGCAGGACGAGGCGGCCGAGCAGCAGGGACCGGACGCGUGCGAGGUGGACCAUCUGAUCAGGCAAGGGGACACCAUGACAGCAUUUCACAUCGCCUUGAGGAAUCCACCAAUCAACUCCAAGAAUCCAGCAGUGAAAGAGCGGGCACAAGCCGUGGUGUUACGAGUGCUGACUGCAUUCAAGAGCAGCGAUAUCGAGCCGGCCGUGAAGUCUCUGGACAGGAACGGAGUGGACCUGCUGAUGAAGUACAUCUACAGAGGCUUCGAGAAGCCCUCAGACAACAGCAGCGCCAUCCUGCUCCAGUGGCACGAAAAGGCUUUCGCUGUAGGGGGUCUGGGGUCCAUCGUACGGGUGCUGACUGCGAGAAAAUCUGUCUGAGAAGCCGAAAGAAAUCGAGAGAUAACCAGCCACGGGAUUUGUUUCUCUUUCUUAGACACGGACAGCUUCUUCUCUCACAACUCAACCUUAUCCGGGGGAAACCACUCAUGCUGAACCGAUUAAAAAGCAGAGAUAUUGUAUGAUAUUUAAUGUAAAUUAUUGAUUCUUCAAUAUGUUAUUACGGAAGACACUAUUCUCGACUAAUGAAGGUGAACGGUUGUGCGACGGAAUGACGAGGAGUCUCAUGAUGAGACUUUGCUGUCUAAGCCUUGAUCAGCAGUUUCAGGACACGAAAUACUGUGAGGAAUAUGAAAGUUUUAUUUGCUUGUUUUACUUGGUUGGUAUUCUCGGAUGUGUACUUUCCAUUUCUUUAGUUCCACUUCUCUUUUUUUUUUUCUCUUUGUACAGAAAGAGGAUGAUGUUUAAUAUAUAGUAUUUAGGUGGUGGAUUUAUGGUUCAAAUCGUAGUGUGGGGUCGGGUUGUUGUGAAGUGCCUGGUGCAAUAAAGAACAAUAAGAGUGUA
Messenger RNA from Cyprinus carpio (common carp), 938 nucleotides. RefSeq names its product actin-related protein 2/3 complex subunit 5-like protein. Gene Ontology annotation, molecular function: actin filament binding. The record is from RefSeq and is a predicted model, not a curated record. Lineage: Eukaryota; Metazoa; Chordata; Actinopteri; Cypriniformes; Cyprinidae. Gene Ontology annotation, biological process: cell migration; regulation of actin filament polymerization; Arp2/3 complex-mediated actin nucleation. Gene Ontology annotation, cellular component: actin cytoskeleton; Arp2/3 protein complex; cytoplasm.